AUGUUACCAUGCAUUAACUGGCUGCAGCCUCUCCUUGCCUUGAUCUCCUCCACCUUGCUUACGCGAGGCCACAACUGUCCAUCCAGCUGUUUGUGUCCAGACCAUCACACUGUGGAUUGCACUGGUCAAGGUCUAACCAGAGUCCCAGACUCCAUCCCUCUGGAUGUUCGUCGUCUUCUGCUCUCCAACAACUGGAUUCCCUGGAUUCCUGCUGACUUCCUGGUCCUCUACAGUGACCUGGUCUACCUAGACCUGAGGAAUAACUCUCUCUAUCAGCUGGACCCAGGAACCCUGACCACCUCCUCUAGAUUAGUCUUCUUGGACCUGGGGAGCAACAACCUGACAGAAAUCCCCUCUGGGACAUUUGGGGAAUCCAGGAGUUUGAUCAAACUGCGACUGGGGAACAACCCCUACCUCAACAUGGUAGGUAGAGAUGCUUUCACAGGGUUGACUUCUUUGAGAGAGCUGGAGCUGGAGAGAAAUGGUCUCACAGAACUGGAUGUCAACAUCCUGGAAUCCCUGCCUUCUCUGCGAAUGCUGCGUUUGGAGGGGAACCCAUGGUUCUGCAACUGUCACUUUGCCAAACUGUUCAUAUGGCUGAUGGAGAACCGCCACAAGCUCCCAAGGGGUAUGGAAGGAAUAGAAUGCUCCCUGCCUCUGGAUGGGCGUCGUGUCCCCCUCAGUUUACUCACUGAAGACAGUUUUCGAGAGUGCCGUGGUAUCCUCACCAUAACUGACUACCUCAUUGUUAUAUUCUCCGGCAUCUCUGUCUCAGUGGUGGCCAUCAUGGCCAGCUUCUUCCUGGCUUCCACAGUCCACUGCUUCCAGCGCCUCAGCAAGGGCAGCAAAGGAGAUGAAGAGGAGGGAAUAGACUGA
Acanthopagrus latus (yellowfin seabream) is the source of this 876-nucleotide messenger RNA. RefSeq names its product leucine rich repeat containing 38a (gene lrrc38a). The transcript has 2 exons. Gene Ontology annotation, cellular component: voltage-gated potassium channel complex. Lineage: Eukaryota; Metazoa; Chordata; Actinopteri; Spariformes; Sparidae. Bases 1 to 876 code for a protein of 291 amino acids. The record is from RefSeq and is a predicted model, not a curated record. Gene Ontology annotation, molecular function: voltage-gated potassium channel activity; transmembrane transporter binding; potassium channel activator activity.